AUGGAGGCGUCGACGGCGCCGAAGACCGAAAAUGGCUUGUCUUCCUGCGGCGUUGGCGCUCUUUCUCCAACGUCACCGCUGCUACCAACCACGUUACCGACAUCCCCCGGUGACAUCGUUUUUCCGCCCGAACAAGCUGCGGCGCUAAAGAGACGUCCCGAGUCGAGUUCCAAGCGACUGGGCAAGAAGGCGACGACCCCGGUCACCGCCAAGGGUGGAGAGAUCAAGUCACCACCGGAGAAGACUCGAGACAAGAAUGGGGCUCCUCAUGGUCCGGCGGCGUCAACGGUGCCGCCGAAGACCGAAGAUCACCGGUCUUCCCACGACGGCGGCGUUCUUUCCCCUACGACGCCGCUGCUACCGAUUUCAACCGUGUUACCGACGUCGCCCGGUGACGCCGUGUCUCCGCCCGAACCAGCACCGCCGCUAAGGAGGCGUACCGGGUCGGGUCUCAAGCGAUUGGGCAAGAAGGCGGUGGCCGCGGUCAGCUCCAAGGGUGGAGAUAUCAAGUCACCACCGGAGAAGACGCCGGGAAAGAAGGGCACUUCUCAUGCUCAAGCGAUGGCAGCGAAGUCCCGUAAGAAGACGGCCAUGACCAACACGCUGUCGCCGGCACCCGAUGUCAUGAGCCCUGCGCACGACAAGGCCUCCAAGGCGGCGAACCAGACGGCGAACCAGGCGGCGACGGCAAAAGCAGUGGUUUCGGACGGGAAAACAGCGAGCAGACGACCAUCGGUCUCCAUGGCCGCCGCAGUGGCCAGUGAAAAGAAAGCGGCGCCAAUAUCGCCUGGCCGCAAGAUUAUGGGUCCCAGGCACAAGACGCGAGAGCGCAUCAGGUCCGGGUCUCACACGCCGAAAGAGAAGGCACCGGUAAAGAGAGCACACUCUCCGAAGCCAGCGGAAGCCAAGCCGUCAGCGCUAGGGUUUUCGACCGCGACGCCACCUGCUGCAGAAAGGGGGAAGGAAGCGCCCACCACGACGGUUACGCCGCACGCUUCGAAGACCAAGAGAAGAAAGACGCGAGGUCAAACAUUUACUCAUAAGGGGAAGCUGCACGACGACCACGCAUUUUCCAAGGCGGAGUCGUCGAAGGCCUCGGAGGGCGCUGCGAUCGCCUCGCCGACCGAAGGUGGCCAAUCUUUGAAGGAGAGGCCUCCCACGCUGCCAUUAGGCAGCUCGUUGUCUGCGGUCGUGGGCGAGAUGGAGGACCUAAACCGCACAGGCGACAAGCUUUUGGAGCAGCUUGCGUCACUGCUCGAUGCAACGUCUCCGCCGCGACAGCCCGGGCGCGACCUCACCAGAACGUGCGACCCCACCACCAGCGAGCCUGCCAUCGCUCCAGCAAGCACGGAGUUUCGGACAGGAGUGAGAGAACCAACAAGCCCUCCAUCACCAUCCCUCCAGGCACCGGCCACCACCGAGCAAUACGACGCGUCCACAGCGAACGCCCUGGAUUCGGGCAGUCGUGUUGAUGCUCAUCCGCGUGCUACGCCAGCGACUGUUGCGGAUGACGUAAGCAGUGUCCUCGUUGAUCGCUCCGAAGAACAAGCCGAACUUCUGAGGCACUGGUGGCUACAAAUACGCUUGAGGCGUUCGUAGCUACCAAUUACUUAAUGGCGCGGGACAGCUGCUUUGACGUCGAUGUUCCCGCGAGGGUGCCAGUAGCGGAUGACCAAUGUGGUGGCGUCUUUAGUCCCGCUAAAGGCUUAGCGAAAGACAAUGCCGAAGUUGACCGGGCUCUAGUUGCCGCAAAUAUGCCUGAUGGAUAUGCCCGCGAUGGCGCUCUAACAUUAGAUAGUGACGCUAAUGUCCCGCUGUCAUCGGUGCCAGCAGAUGACGUAGGCAGUGACGUUAUGGGCAGAACCAAAGGUGAUGACGAAAACCAAGCCGAAGCUGCACAACUGCCGUUGACUGCGAAUGAGGUGGCCGUCAUUCUGCAUGCCCUGGCAUUGGAUAGCAUCGCCGAUGUUUCACGGGCUUCGGCGACAAUGGAGGCUGACGUGAGGAGCGGAGCCUUCGCUCUGACAUUAUAUAGCGACGCUAAUGCCCCGCUGUCUUCGGUGCCAGCAGAUGACGUAGGCAGUGACGUUACGGGCAGAACCAAAGACGACGACGAAAACCAAGCCGACGCUGCACAACUGCCGUUGACUGCGAAUGAGACGGCCGUCAUUCUGCACGCCCUGGUAUUGGAUAGCGUCGCCGAUGUUUCACGGCCUUCGGCGACAAUGGCGGAUGAUGUGGGGAGCGGCGCCGUUGGUCUAGUUACAGGCGAAGCCAAAGACCAAGACGAGGUUUCCCAGCGACCAGAUAUCACACAUGAGCACGAUGCACCGGCUCCCACGGAUGUCGCAGCUUUUAUAGACGAAGCCAAAGACCAAGCCGAGGUUUCCCUACGACAAGCUAUCACAUAUAAGCCCGAGGUACCGGUUCCCACAGACGUCACAGCUUUUAUAGCCGAAGCCAAAGACCAAGCCGAGGUUUCCCAGCGACAAUCUAUCACAUAUCGGCCUGAGGCACCGGCUCCCACAAACGUCGCAGCUCCAGACGGCCGCGCUGACUUCCCGCCUUCUACGUCAGCGGCAAUAGGAGGUGACGCAGCCAGUGGCGGAGUCGAGAGAGCUGAAGUGAAAGUCGAAGCCACCGACACAGUCGAAGACAGAACGUCUCGCCUCUCACGCGCUAGGCGUAGCCGUCGCAAACGCGGAAGCCGAAAACGAUCGAAAUGAUGGCUACCGCGUGGAUGUUGCCUCGUGCGACCACGCGGUAACCUGCACAUUUUACGAAGCUGUAGCGACUUAGAACACGCGGCCUUUCUUCGGAACGAUCUCUCGAGAUCUCGUGAACCAAGUCUGACACGGCGUCAUUUCGACGAAGCAAACGUUAUGCGGAUGGCGAUUUAACAAUUUUCGCAGGGCGCCAUUUCGACAUGCGUGAUAUCGCUGCGCAGAGUUUCGAAGUGACUUCAUAUACAGAGCUGUUCAUCACUGCCCAGACCUUGUGUAUCAGCCAGUGAAGCAGCGCUUUAGUUACGAACAGCAGCAUUAUGCUUUUUUUUCGUGUUUCUUACAUUGCUUUAUGCAAGUAUGACCAUGCUUGACUGGCAGUUAAAGGGCAGCACGUUACCUUAAGCAGGCUACAUGCGUGAGACGCAACGUGCUAUCUUUUGCUGUUAGUCUUUAGAUACGUCUCAGUAGCGUGCAUCGACGCAGCUUGCGUUAUAAACGACUGUAGUUGAGAACGUGGUGUGU
This is a messenger RNA of Dermacentor silvarum, 3248 nucleotides long. Its product is annotated as proteoglycan 4-like. NCBI's taxonomy places the organism in Eukaryota, Metazoa, Arthropoda, Arachnida, Ixodida, Ixodidae. The transcript has 2 exons. The record is from RefSeq and is a predicted model, not a curated record. Bases 1 to 1599 code for a protein of 532 amino acids.